AUGGCUGAGGGUAGUAAGAAGAGGACGGAAGGCAGUAUUGAUGGGAGUGAAGAUGAAGUUCGGCUAAAGAGAGCAAGGAAAGAGGAUGUCAACGAAGAUGGUGGAGCAAAGCCAACUCAACAACCACAUUCAUUCUUGGAUGCUUUGCCAAGUGCAACGCGAUACUAUCGAUCUUUGAUGCAUCGUGAUGUGCUUACAUUUGUGCUUCUUACGCCGCAUACAGACUUUUUACUUACAGCAUCAGCCGAUGGACAUGUGAAAUUCUGGAAAAAGCAAGAGCAAGGAAUCGAAUUUGUCAAGAAUUAUAGAGCUCAUCUUGCUCCUGUCACAGGUCUUUGCUGUAGCGCAGAUGGUUCUUUAGCAGCUAGUAUUAGCAGUGAUGGAACAGCAAAGAUAUACGAUGUUGUCAAUUUCGAUUUGAUCAAUAUGAUCAAGCUCAAUCAUACUCCGAGAGCAUGUUGUUGGGUGCAUAAGAGAGGCAGGGCCGAUUCAAUCUUGGCCAUCUCAGAGGAAGGCUCAACGCGGAUACGGAUGUAUGAUGGUCGUGGAGAUGGGCAGGUAUUGCGGACAAUUGAGGAUAUCCAUCGAGCACCUUGUCAUAUCCUCGCAUACAAUGAGCCAUAUGAUUGCAUUGUCUCUGCUGAUACGAGUGGAAUGGUGGAAUGUUGGUCAGCAAAUGAGCCAUUUGAAGUGCCAAAGGGGAAAGGAAUAUGGGAUUACAAAAGCAAAACCGAUCUCUUUGCGUUCAAGAAAGCGAAAUGUACACCAACAAGCUUAACGUUCUCGCCAGAUUUUGAGAAAUUUGUGACAAUGUCCGCAAUUGACAGACAGAUACGGAUCUUUGACUUUCGAACAGGAAAGCUUAUCAAGCAAUAUGAUGAAUCGAUACAAGCUGCACAGGAAUCGCAGAAGCAGGCAGAGCAGGCUAUCAAAGAAACGGAAGAGCAAAAGAGUGAUGAGGCUGAGAUUGUCUUGCUUGAUUCAAUGGAAUUUGGCCGUCGAUUAGCGGGCGAGCGUGAUAUAGAUGCCAGUUCUGCGGACGCUUCAGGAGACGGAGUGAGAGCAAGUAUGGGAGGCUGCGCUGCGAAUGUGGUGUUUGAUGAAAGUUCAACGUACAUCGUAUAUGGAAGCAUGUUAGGAAUCAAGGUUCGGAAUAUAAUAAAUGACAAGGUGGAAGCUAUUUUAGGGAAAGACGAGACUAUGCGAUUUGUCAAUGUGAGUCUGUUUCAAGGUGUAGUGAGAAAGAAGACAAAGAGAAGUUUGGCUUUGGUAGCCUCGGAAAACCCAAUCAUAGCCAACGCUCAGCCAGAUAUGCCCGAUCCUACAUUAUUCUGUACGGCAUUUAAACGGUCAAGAUUUUACAUGUUCACCCGUGAAGAGCCAGAUAAUGAUCCUAAAUCGAAAUCAGGUGCAGAACGUGAUAUAUUCAACGAGAAACCUACAAGAGAAGAACAAAGUUUGGCUGCAGCCGCUGCACAAACAGGAAUUUCGAAACGGUCAAACGUUGCUUCCAGUGCAGUUUUGCAUACAACAAUGGGCGACAUUCAUUUACGGCUGUUUCCCGAACAUGCUCCCAAAACUGUUGAGAAUUUUGUCGGAUUGGCCAAGAAAGGGUAUUAUGAUAACAUCAUCUUUCACCGGAUCAUCAAAAAGUUUAUGUUACAAACCGGAGAUCCUUUAGGGGAUGGAACGGGAGGUGAAUCUUUAUGGGGAAACGAAUUUCAAGAUGAAUUCAGUCGACAAUUACGUCAUGAUCGACCAUACGUUUUGAGUAUGGCAAACGCAGGUCCAAACACAAACGGAAGUCAAUUUUUCAUCACAACCGUUCCAACGCCUUGGUUAGAUGAUAAACAUACAAUCUUUGGUAGAGCAUCAGGAGGAUUUGAUGUGAUUCAUUCGAUCGAAAAUGCGCCUACAAAUCGUAAUACUGAUAAACCUUUGGAGGAUAUUUCUAUUCUCAAUAUUACUUUGGAUGUAGAAUAG
Molecule: messenger RNA, 1983 nt
Organism: Meira miltonrushii
Lineage: Eukaryota; Fungi; Basidiomycota; Exobasidiomycetes; Exobasidiales; Brachybasidiaceae
Exons: 1
Coding region: 1-1983 (660 amino acids)
Biological process (GO): protein peptidyl-prolyl isomerization
Molecular function (GO): protein binding; peptidyl-prolyl cis-trans isomerase activity
Source: RefSeq, a predicted model, not a curated record